AUGGCUCAGGAUCAAGACCCCGUUGAUCUCCUCGUCGUCGGCGCAGGCCUGCACGGCCUCACAAUGGCCAAAACAUACCUGCAAGUCCACCCAUCCGCGAAACUGGUCAUCGUCGACGAGGCAUCCUCGCUCGGCGGAACCUGGGCUCGCGAGAGACUCUACCCGGGCCUCAAGACGAAUAAUGUCUUCGGGUCGUAUGAACUGAGUGACUAUCCCAUGGUUCCGGAGAGAUAUGGCGUUGAGGGUAAAGGGACGGGGCAUAUUCCGGGGGAAGUGGUGCAUGCGUAUCUGUGUGAUGUUGCGGGGCAUUUUAGGCUCACGGAGCGGGUGAGGCUUGGGACUAGGGUUGUUGAUGCGAUGAUUGAGAAAGAGGUAUGGGAGGUUAAAACCGAGUCCCGAUCUGCUGGUUCACAGCGGGUUGAGAAGAUCUACGCAAAGAAACUGGUCAUCGCGACGGGUCUCACGUCGACGCCAUAUAUUCCGCACAUCCCGGGAUCUAGAGCGUUCGGUGGGCUGAUACUGCACUCGAAGCAACUCAGAGAACAGGCGCAGGCACUGGCACAGUGUAAGCGCGUCGUCGUGGUCGGGGGGAACAAGUCCGCCUGGGACGUGUGCUAUACCGCUGCGAAGGCCGGCGCACAGGUCGACAUGGUCAUUCGGCCGUCUGGAGGCGGACCAAGUUAUCUCUGGCCACGACAGUUUUCGCUCGGUCCGUUUAAGAUCUCGCUGGCGAAACUAUCACUUAUCAGACUUUUUACGCUAUUCGACCCUGCUCCUGCACCGUAUCCGUUGACACCGAGCCCUAGCAGGCCAUCAUGGGUGAAAAGGUUCCUCCAUCGAGCCAGACUCGGGCAAUGGAUCACGCAUCUCUUCUGGAGCUACCUCGACUAUAUAAUCCGAAAGAUGAAUGGCUACAACUCCCACCCCGACCUCAAGAAACUCGAGCCCUGGACCACGCCCUUCUGGAUGGGCAACUCGCUCAGCAUCCACAACUACGAGACGAGCUGGUUUGACCUUGUGCGGGCGGGGAGGAUACGCGUUCAUAUUGCUGAGUUGGAGGAGCUGAGUGAAGGGAGGGUUCAUUUGGGGAAUGGCGAUGUACUCGGUGCUGAUGCGUUGGUGCUCUGCACGGGGUGGAGGUGUGAUAUCCCUGUGCAGUUGCAGGCGGAUGCAGGUGAACAGCCUGAGUUGGAGGAAGACGAUUCAGUCCUUACGAAGGAGGCACUCGAGACAAUCCAUGAGGAUGUUCCGUAUCUGAGAACCCUGCCUAGGCGGACACCGAAUGCACCUACCUACCAUGAACACUCUGUUUCGCGGGAGAAGGAGAAUGAGUCCGCAUUUCCAUUACUAUGCCGCGACAUCCUCCCUGUCCAACGCCAAUUCAUCGAGCGCAGGAACCUCGCCUUCAUCGGCAUGUCCGUCUCCAUCCACGCCGUCCUCGUCGCCCAGGCGCAAGCCCUAUGGAUAACAGCGCUCUUCAGCGAUAGGAUCGCCCACCUGCAUCUGCCUCUUGACCACGACAACGACAUCAAGAAGUCUAAUCUAGACACCGACAUGUACACCGCCGUUCGAAGCAUGGCUAUCCGUGACAGAGUCUACGGGGAGGUCCGACGGCCUCGCGAGACGGGUGGGUUGGGCGGGCAGCAUCAGGAUCUGGUGUUCGAUAGUCUGCCGUAUGUGGAUGGGCUACUUGGCGAUCUUGGGGUCGAAACGAGGAGGAAUGGGAGUGGUUUGAGGGGUUGGUGGAGGGAAUGGACGGAGGCGUAUCGUCCUGCUGAUUAUGAGGGGGUGGUGGGGGAGUGGAUGGCGCUGCAGGGAAUUGGCGAGGAUGAAGAGGAGCAAGACGGGCUUGAGGAACUGUGA
Messenger RNA from Aspergillus mulundensis, 1863 nucleotides. Its product is annotated as flavin-containing monooxygenase. The transcript has 2 exons. Bases 1 to 1863 code for a protein of 620 amino acids. The record is from RefSeq and is a predicted model, not a curated record. Lineage: Eukaryota; Fungi; Ascomycota; Eurotiomycetes; Eurotiales; Aspergillaceae.